Trichomonas vaginalis G3 is the source of this 426-nucleotide messenger RNA. Its product is annotated as BAP31/BAP29 transmembrane domain-containing protein family. The record is from RefSeq and is a predicted model, not a curated record. The transcript has a single exon. NCBI's taxonomy places the organism in Eukaryota, Parabasalia, Trichomonadida, Trichomonadidae. The coding region runs from base 1 to 426 and encodes 141 amino acids.
AUGCUCUAUUGGGCACUUGUUAUAUUCUUAGAGCUUUUAGCUAUUGCAGGAAGCGUUCUAUUACUGAUCCCUCUUCCACUCAAACUCCGCCAAAAGAUUAUUGACUUGUUCUACUCAAAGAAAUAUUGGUUAUUAGGUCUUAUUGGCUUAUUCUCAUUAUUAUUUGCUCAGGAAUUUACAGAACAAGCCAAGUACGCUAUGAGAAGAAGACAAGCAACAAACGAUCAAUCUCAAUUCUACGCUACUGAGACAUUCAAGCAUCAGAGAAAUAUGUACAUUGCUGUACUCGGCAUUGUAUUAUUCGGAAUUGUAUUUAUUUUAGCUAAACUCCUUAAGAACUUUACAGUCGAAAUCGGUCUCCUCCAGGAACAACUUGCUGUUCAUCAAAGAAAGGAACAAGAAAAGAAGGAAAAUAAGGAAGAUUAA